AUGGAAGAAGUCUCUAGUACUAGUUCUCUUCCAGACUCAUCAUUCCAGUCCUCCAUUGACAACAAGAUUGAAAAGCUCUUAGAUAUUCCUUUCCACACAAAAGUUGCAAACAAUCUCAAGUCAUUAUAUAGUUUUGAUAGAGAAUGA
Messenger RNA from Trichomonas vaginalis G3, 147 nucleotides. RefSeq lists its product as uncharacterized. The transcript has a single exon. The record is from RefSeq and is a predicted model, not a curated record. Bases 1 to 147 code for a protein of 48 amino acids. NCBI's taxonomy places the organism in Eukaryota, Parabasalia, Trichomonadida, Trichomonadidae.